GCACUGGAUCUUCGUCCAGUUGACUCACCACCGGGAACACACCGUUCCGCCAAACCGUUAGUCUAACUUCGUUCUCUUUAGAGACAGAAAAAGACAGAGAGAGAGAGAGAGAGGGAAUUUUCUGUUUUUGUGAGGUUUUGAGGUUUGAGAAAGAAAACAAGGUUGGCAAAUGCAAAGAGGCUUUGUUUGUUGAAGAGCUUCUGAGGUUGUUUGUCGAUCAGAGAGAACGCGAAUCAAAAUGGUUAAUGAAGCAGUUGUGGAAAACGAGGAUUAUUCUUUGCUUGAGGAUUUGAGACUUGAAAUUGAAAUUGAUGAAAAAGAAGGAAGCUUUUCUCUUUGCUUUUGGCUUUACCUCCCGAACUCCACUACAUUCCCUGCUACAAUCAUUCACCAGGAAAACCCAGAUGGCAAAGUUGCUCCUUUUCUUGUUUUAAAUGAAAAGAAGAAGGUGAUGCUUCUGCCAUUGUUUCCUUUACACAAAGAAGUUCUGAAUGAUUCCAAUCCUGCUUCAUUGGGUGAAAUUCCGCAUGCAUUAAUGGAUGCUGAGCUUCCUACGGAAAAAUGGGUUCAUUUUGGAUGUGAGGUUUCUAAUAAUUUUUUACGGCUGCACAUUGAUGGGGAGAUGGUUGGAGAGAAGCCUCUAUCUUCUUUGUUAAAGGAAGAUUCCACUUCAAGUGUUUUGAGGAAGAUCAAUUUGGUUAGCAGAGGUGGAGAUGGAAACUGUGUGCUGGGUUACAUCAAGAAUCUGAAAGUUUUGUCUUUAACUUCAUCUAUUAAGGAACACUAUGCUAAGGACCCACCUCUACAAUUGUCUAUUGAUAAUUCCUCUACCACGGAGAUUGAAGAAGGCCUUGAUGGCAUUUGGAGUAUUGUUGGUGGCAAGGCAUCUUGUCGGAGGAAUUUUUCUUUGGAUGUUGUUUCCCUAGAUGCCUCUGGCCAGCCUAUAAGCAAGGAAAUGGAGGUUGUUGCUUCGCUUACGUAUGCAGACAAUGGGGCACCUGUUGAGCAAACAAGCGAUGGGGAAGCUCCUCUUUUAGCUAGCUUUGAUGGAAUUGAGUUUGAUUCUUGUGAUAGACCAACUAAACUGUUACAUGGGCGUGCAUCCUUUAGGCUCAAGAUAUCUCAGCUAUCAUCCAAAUGUGACAAUAGGCUUUUUCGCAUUAGGUUUGACGUCCGUAAGAUGGAAGAGUAUCCUUUUUUGAAGGCAUUGUCACCUCCUAUUCGUUGCAUCUCACGGAACCGGAAUCCUAGGGUAUCCUCCAAUACGUGGAAAAGAUCAAGCUCCGAUGUUCACCCAACUGGUAUAUCCCAGUCAUUUGUGUUGGAUGAAGAUAACUUGGAACUUCAGCACAAUUCUUUACGUGAAGCAAAACCCAGUUCAUUAUCAAAGUGUAUGAGGUCAGGACAAGAUAGAAUUUCUGCAACCUUGAGAGGUGAUCCCCCCUUGGAGCCACUAGAUGAGGAAUGCAAUUCUCAUGCAUGGACUGCCAAUCAGGUUGAGAAUGCUUUUGUGACAAGUUCAGUGAGGAGAUCUGAGAACAUCGAAGAAGCAGAUGACUCUUUAUCUUAUUCAGAGAGUGUUGAAGAGAAAAAUUCUACUCUCAAGAAUACAUCAAGUAAUAGAAAUCAAAUGUCAGAUAUGUCCAUAUUUAAAUACUCUCUGGCAGGCUUAGCUGAGAGGUCUCUUCUGCUCAAGGAGAUAGCAAACUCUGCUUCUAAUGAAGAGAUUUUAGAUUUUGCUGAUAAGGUUUCCUUGUAUUCGGGAUGUUCACACCAUAGGAACCAAAUAAUAAUGGCCAAAAGAUUGAUAGAAGAAGGAAGGAAAGCCUGGAAUUUAAUCUCACAAAAUAACCACCAUGUUCAGUGGGAAAGUAUGGUUUUUGAGAUUGAAGAACAAUUUAUGAAGAUUGCCGGUUGCAGUUCUAGAUCUCUCUCACAGCAGGACUUUGAGCUUUUGAGAAGAAUUGCUGGAUGCCAAGAAUAUGUGGCCCAGGAGAACUUUGAGCAGAUGUGGUGUUGGUUAUACCCUGUAGCUUUUACAUUAUCAAGAGAACCAAUAAAUGCAAUGUGGAGUUGUACAACACCCAAGUGGAUAGAAGGAUUUAUUACAAAAGAAGAGGCAGAAUCUUCACUUCAAGGUCCAAGGGGUCUUCAGGACCCGGGGACAUUUAUCCUUCGGUUUCCGACUUCAAGGAGCUGGCCCCACCCAGAUGCCGGUACCUUAGUUGUGACAUAUAUUGGCAGUGAUUACACUAUUCACCACAGACUGCUUUCUCCUGAUCACGCAUAUAGUUCUGCUGAAAGAGACGAAGAAGUGCAAUCACUACAAGACAUGCUUCUUGCAGAGCCCGAACUCUCUCGAUUGGGAAGGAUAAUAAGACGUCAAUGUGCGUGCUAGAGAUCCAUAAUAUGUGUGCUUUCGAAGAUAGUUUUUUUGGCCUUUUUUUUAAUGCUUUCUUUGAGCUUCUUUUGCACAUAAUUUCAUUCAUUGACAUGUUGAGAGAAUAGGAAAACAUGGAAUAGAGAAGAGAAAACUUUCGGAAAUUGUUACCUGCUGACUGCUUCAAGAAUUGGAUGGCACUCUACCAAAUCAAUUUGAAGUCAAAUUUAGAAGACCAUGGCUAUGGGGACCAUAAGCUGAACUGACAAGAAUAGGGAACAACUAAAGGAAGGAUUUAUACUCAGAAGAGUAGAAGGUGAAAGAGAGCAUUGAUUAUUGAAUUUUUCUUGUAUAUCCAUCAUAUGGGAUUUGGUAUCAGCUAGGCCUAACAUUUUGUUGUGGAAACUUUUACUGUAUCUAGGCCCCGAAGUGGAUAUUAUGGAACGUAAAGAUAAUAACAUUGCCUUGUAAAUUUCUAUCCGAAAAUACUAACUAUCCUACAGCUGCAA
Ziziphus jujuba (common jujube) is the source of this 2889-nucleotide messenger RNA. Its product is annotated as SH2 domain-containing protein B. Gene Ontology annotation, molecular function: DNA-binding transcription factor activity, RNA polymerase II-specific; RNA polymerase II cis-regulatory region sequence-specific DNA binding. Bases 239 to 2398 code for a protein of 719 amino acids. The transcript has 12 exons. The record is from RefSeq and is a predicted model, not a curated record. Gene Ontology annotation, biological process: regulation of transcription by RNA polymerase II; signal transduction. NCBI's taxonomy places the organism in Eukaryota, Viridiplantae, Streptophyta, Magnoliopsida, Rosales, Rhamnaceae.